GUUUCUUUCUGAUCCCCGGGUGGGGAUUUGGCCCUUUCUGGCCGGGGGUCCCUCUCUGCAUCAUCCCCAGUCUGAGCUGCUAAUCCCCGGUCGGGGAAUUGGUAUUUGUGGCUGGCCAUUUUGUGCUAUCCAGCCCUCCUUGCUUCCACGAGGUGUGCUCAUCUUUAAACUUCGAUGAGAAUCACUUUGGUCACUCUUGAGGCUUGCAUCAGUGGUGAUCUGGAAUAUCUUAUAUUUUUCAUCCUCGUAAAAGAAUGAGAUGGUGCUUUUGCGAGAGUCUCAGUCUGAAUCGGUGAAUUUGCACCUAAUACAUCUUUUCACCGUAGCUGAUCAAUCACAAUCAUCGGUGGCCUAUCUAGCCAUACUACUGUUAAAUCGUUCAUCACCGUACGGUUUGUUGUCAAUCACAUACGGAAUAAGAAGGCUCUAUUGUGGUUGCGUGAAUAAGAACUUCGAAGGUCUUUCCAGAUUUCUCUUGCAUGUUGUCGUCUUCGAAAUUCACUCUUCAAAACACAAGGUAUCUCGGCGAAACACCAUCGAAUAUGGGACACACACCGCCUCCAUAGCCAUCGGUCGUAGCUAGC
Messenger RNA from Linum tenue, 584 nucleotides. NCBI's taxonomy places the organism in Eukaryota, Viridiplantae, Streptophyta, Magnoliopsida, Malpighiales, Linaceae. The record is from the annotation of a GenBank genome assembly.